CACACCAGUCGUAAAGAAUUAGACUCAACCAGGAGAUUUAUGGUACCGGAGAAAUUUUCCGGCCAUUAACACAUCGAAAAAGUCCUUUCCCGGCAUUUCAAUCACCGAAAAACAAUUUCCCGGCUAUCAGAAUGGCCCUUCUCUUCGUCUUAUACUCCCUCUUCCUCCUCUCCUCCCUGCUCUUGCUUCGCCACUUUUACCAUAAUACCCCUGGCCCCAACCCCAAAGCAUCAUACUCAGGGCCCAAAGCUUAUCCCAUUCUCGGCAACCUCAUCGAGUUCGUGCUUAAUCGCCACAGGUUCCUGGAAUGGAUGACUGAGAUGCUCUCCAGGAGCCCCACGCAGACGGUCACGCUCCGGCGACUAGGUGGUGUCCGAGGAAUCGUGACCGCUAAUCCUCUAAAUGUAGAGUACAUGUUGAAAAACAAUUUCGAGAAUUACCCCAAAGGUCCAAAGUUCAUCUCUCUGCUGCAUGAUUUUAUCGGUGAUGGCAUCUUUAACUCCGAUGGCGACACGUGGAAGAUCCAACGGAAGAUGGCGAGCUUUGAGUUUAGCACGAAGUCGCUUAGGAGCUUUGUGCUUAGCAUGGUGCAGAGCGAGAUUAACCAGAGGUUGAUCCCUCUGCUCGAAUUCGCGAGUUCGAAUCAUAAAUUGAUCGAUUUGCAGGACGUUUUGGAGAGAUUUGCAUUCGAUAAUGUCUGCAAAGUGGCUUUUGGCGAAGAUCCAGCAUGUUUGGAGUGUUUUCCAAUGAGUUCCGGCCAAAAUUUGGAAAAUUCCAGCCAGGAGUCUUCGGUUUUCGGCAAGAACUCGACAAUCACGGGAAAAACUACAGGCCAAAGUUCAGUGAAUUCCGUCGAAAAAUCUGGGUUUUCCGGAGAAAGUUAUGGUACUUCAAUUGAUACGUCUGAAAAUUCUGGCCAUUUAUCUGAAGUUUCUGGGGAAAUUUUGGUGGAUUUCGACGAGUUUGAAGACGUUUCUCGUGAAAAAGAAGUGCUAACGUUGCCGAAAAACGCCUUCUUAGCCGCGUUCGAGGAGGCAACGGUUCUUUGCGCGGCGAGAUUCCUCAGUGCUGUACCGCAGUUCUGGAAAGUUCUGAAAUUCUUCCACGUGGCAUCUGAGAAGAAGAUCAGCGAUUGCAUACGUGUCGUCCAUGGCUUUGCCAACGGGAUUAUCCGGGCCCGCCGAGCGGGGAUGGAAUCCAACGGGCAGGAUCUCAUGUCGUCGUCGUCCGCCGAUCAAAGGCUUGGAGAGCACAUAAAAGAAAUGAACGGCCAGGAUCGGCUCUUGUGCUCGGCCGCUAAUCAACGACUCGCCUCUUGCGAUGAGCCAAGGAAAGAAAAGAACGGUCAUGAUCGGCACUUGCGCUCUGCAGAAGAUCAACGGUUAGGACUCCCUGACGAGCAAACCGAAGAAGUGAACGGCCACGAUCCGCUACUGUGCUCUGCGGACAACCAACGGUCUAGAUCCUCCGACGAGCCGAUGCUGAAAUCAGACGGCCAGGAUCUGCUCUCGCGCUUCAUGGCCGAUCAACGGGUUGGAUCGUCCGACGGGAUCCUCCGCGACGUGGUCGUAAGCUUCAUCUUGGCGGGUCGCGACACCACGUCAUCAGCGCUGACGUGGUUCUUCUGGCUGCUGACGUGGUACCCCGAAGCCGAACAGAACAUCCGAGCCGAGAUCCAAAACAUUCGUGAAAAGUACGGCUGCGGCCAAAAUUUUGGUUACGAAGAACUCAAGGACAUGCACUACCUGCAUGCCUCGGUCACCGAGUCGAUGCGGCUAUAUCCACCGGUUCCAUUGGACUCGAAGGAGUGUUUGAAAGACGAUGUUUUACCCGAUGGAAAUUUCGUCGAAAAGGGUUGGUAUGUAGCGUACAGUGCGUAUGCCAUGGGCCGAAUGGAGGUGAUCUGGGGCCGAGAUUUCACGAAGUUUCGGCCAGAGAGAUGGCUCCGGAACGGGGUUUUUACGCCGGAAAAUAAUUUCAAAUAUCCGGUCUUCCAUGCCGGGCCGAGGCUCUGCCUGGGCAAAGAGAUGGCAUAUGUUCAGAUGAAGAGCAUAGCAGCGUGUAUUGUAGAGAGAUACGAGGUUACAAUACACAAGAGAGAGAAAGAGCCUCUCUAUACACUAUCUCUUACCCUUCGUAUGAAGGGGGGCUUGCCCAUAUCUCUUAGAAAGAGAAAGACAAAGACAAUAUAACGUAUAGUAACAUGAAAAGUAGUGUGUUGAUUGUACUGGAUGGACGGUUUAGAUUGAUAGAUGUGUACUCUGUGUUGUAUUUUGAGGUUUUAUAUGGUGCCCCUGUAUGUAUUUGUGUUUUUAUUAAGAAGAGAGGAAACAAAAUACUCCUUUAUCAA
This is a messenger RNA of Amborella trichopoda, 2350 nucleotides long. RefSeq names its product cytochrome P450 CYP94D108. Gene Ontology annotation, molecular function: monooxygenase activity; iron ion binding; heme binding. Lineage: Eukaryota; Viridiplantae; Streptophyta; Magnoliopsida; Amborellales; Amborellaceae. The record is from RefSeq and is a predicted model, not a curated record.